UCUCAACAACCUUGAAUUACAAGUCAUUCCAAAGUCGAUUCAGUCAUUUUCCAAUUUGAGGGAUUUUCAUUUGUGCAAUAACAAAGUGGAAACGUGCCACAUUCCACAAAAUGUCAAAAGUCUAAAAAUAUCACACAACCCAUUAAAGUGAACUUGGACAGUCAAAUUUCCAGGUCUGUCUCCGAUGAUCCCCGGAACUCAUUUUUCACUUUAUUGAACAAACGUGAGUUGUUUGUGUCCCUAACCGUCCUGGAACUGGUCAGCCUAAACAUGGACGAACUCCCAAAGGCCAUUCCCAACCUCCGACUGUUGGAAGAACUGUACUUUGACGACAACAACGUGACACAAUUCCCGGAGGUUGACAGUUAAAAUAAUUCCCAGAACUUUGAUAAAUUACAAAUGAUGCGGAUUCUCUGCGCUUCGAAGAACAAACUCUGUUUUUUGCCAUCAAAUAUGCACAAACUGAGGAAUUUGGAGAAACUCGAUUUGUCACAAAAUUCUUUAACCAAAUUUGACGAGAGUCUGACCACUUUUGAAUAUUUGGAAUAUCUCGACCUAUCGGAAAAUGAAAUCCAGAGUUUACCACAGACGUUUGGUUCUCUCAAAUUGUUGACAUAUUUAAAUCUAUCAAAAAAUAACAUCGAAUCCUUCCCAAGUGAGGAUAUCCAAAUUCUCGGCUCAGUCAAAAAAUUGGACAUUUCUGAAAACAGAAUUGGAGAGUUGCCAGCAAAUCUUCCUUACCUUUACCGAAUGGUCGAGUUGAGGGCUUCUUUCAACUAUUUGGAAGGCCUGCCUCCAGCAAUUAAUUUGAUGAAGGGACUUGAAAUUUUGCUGGUCGACGAGAAUUAUAUUGUCACCCUCUCAGAAAACAUCUGCAAGACUCCGAAUUUAAAAAUCCUCGACGUUUCGAACAACAAAAUAAAGCAGUGGCCCAAAGCCUUUGAAAAUUUGAAAAAGAAAUGCAAUUGUAUCACCGGCCAUCAGACUUCCAAUAAACGUAAAAGCACUAGUCCCAAGGAACCUUCGAAUAAUUAA
Messenger RNA from Octopus sinensis (East Asian common octopus), 1035 nucleotides. Its product is annotated as plant intracellular Ras-group-related LRR protein 4-like. The record is from RefSeq and is a predicted model, not a curated record. Gene Ontology annotation, molecular function: protein binding. Bases 400 to 1035 code for a protein of 211 amino acids. The transcript has a single exon. Lineage: Eukaryota; Metazoa; Mollusca; Cephalopoda; Octopoda; Octopodidae.